AUGCCUCACGGUCAGAAGAACCAGCCCCAGGCAGAGGUUCAGGACCUGCCAGAUGACCAGGUCCCCAUGGAUGAGGAACAGGAGGCGGCCACUCCCUCCUCCAGUAACCUGAUCCAAGUCACCCCAAUGCAGAUGCCUGCGGGUGCCAUACCAUCUUAUCCUCAGAGUUCUCAGAGGGCCUCCUCUCCCCCCAAUGCCAUGGCUGUCAUUCCAAGUAGCUCCUCUGAUGAAGCGUCCCAUGGGAACCCAGAAGGUGACCCGGCAGGAACCGAGGCCUUCCUGCGGUCUGCAAUCAAGGCAAAGGUGCGUGAAUUGGUGACCUUCCUGCUGCACAAGUAUGAAACGAAGGAAGCGGUCACUGAGGGAGAAGUGCUGGGAAGCGUCAUCAGGAAUUACCAGCACUACUCCAAUGAGAUAUGCGUACAGGCAGUUCACACCCUUCGUAUGUUCUUUGGGAUGGACAUAAAGGUAAUGGGUCCUGAGAACCAGUACUAUGUCCUUGUCCCUGCCUUGGGGCUCACAUAUGAUGGGCUGAUGAGUGAUGUCCAGGGCAUGCCCAAGACGGGCCUCCUGAUCCUAGUGCUGGGUCUCGUCUUCAUGGAGAAUGCUAGUGUCAGUGAGGAGGAUAUGUGGGGAAGGCUGGAAGCCAUUAACGUGUAUGCACACAGACAUCAUUACAUAUUUGGGAACCCCUGGAAACUGGUCACUGAAGAUUUUGUGCAGGAAGGGUACCUGGAGUACCGCCAGGUGCCCCACACUGAUCCUGCUCGCUAUGAGUUCCUCUGGGGCCCAAGGGCAUAUGCUGAAACAAGCAAAUUGAAAGUGCUAUUCUAUAUUUGCUACACCUAUGGGUUUGAACCUAUAUCCUGCCCCUUGUGGUGUGCACAGGCUUUGAUAGAUGAGGCAGAGAGGGCCCAGCCCAUAGCUGCCCAUGAAGGUAAAGGUCCUGCCGUGGUCAGUGCAAGUUCUCAUGCACAGGCCGGCUGCAGCAAAGAUGAGGUCAGGGAGUGA
Jaculus jaculus (lesser Egyptian jerboa) is the source of this 1011-nucleotide messenger RNA. Its product is annotated as melanoma-associated antigen 10-like. The transcript has a single exon. Gene Ontology annotation, cellular component: nucleus. Gene Ontology annotation, biological process: negative regulation of transcription by RNA polymerase II. The record is from RefSeq and is a predicted model, not a curated record. NCBI's taxonomy places the organism in Eukaryota, Metazoa, Chordata, Mammalia, Rodentia, Dipodidae. The coding region runs from base 1 to 1011 and encodes 336 amino acids.